Messenger RNA from Trichobilharzia regenti, 288 nucleotides. Lineage: Eukaryota; Metazoa; Platyhelminthes; Trematoda; Strigeidida; Schistosomatidae. The record is from the annotation of a GenBank genome assembly.
AUGAAUUAUUUCUUUGGUUUCGAAAGUUUUCACUACCAGUGUUUUAGUUGGUUUUCAGCUAACCUGGAAUCUUCAAGGAUCGCAAUAAAUGAACUAGGACUACCCGCAAUAGAGCCAGUGUUAACAUCCAUUCGAUGGGUUGCAAAACGGUUUUCAAAGCGGAUAAAAUACGGUGAUCUGGUGAGUGUACAAACAAUACCAGUUGAAGUCUACGAUUGGUGGUUUCCUCGAAGUUGUGAUUCUUCCGUGACUAUAGACACAGAUGUUCACGAUCUUAAAAAAAACUAA